GACGCGUUCUGGCAUGUUAAGUUGUCAGAAUCAUCAAACUACCUGUGUACCUUUAGCUCUCCAUGGGGGCGGAAGCGUUUUCUACGCAUGCCGUUUGGCCUGUCUUCGGCCAGCGAGAUAUUGCAGCAACGAAAUGACGAUACAUUUGGGGAUAUCGACAAUGUCCACGUCAUCGCAAAUGAUUUGAUUAUUGCAGGAAAAGAUGAGCAAGAACACGACACGGCUCUUCUAGCAGUCAUGGAGAGGGCAAGAGCCAAGAACGUAAAGUUCAGUCGGGACAAGUUGCAGUAGAAGAUCAAGCAAGUAAAAUAUAUGGGGCACCUCAUUGGAGAAAAUGGGCAACAACCGGAUCCGGCCAAGGUGGAAGCUAUCAACGCAAUGCCUACCCAAAAGAUCACAAAGGUGUGCAACGACUACUGGGCAUGAUCGAGUAUCUGGCGCCAUACAUUCCCGGAGAGUCGGAUAUCACCACCUCUAAGAGAGCUGCUCAAGGAAGACGUCAUUUGGCAAUGGUUAGAGCAGCAUGACAAAGCACUGGACAAGGUAAAGACAAUUCUUACCAAUCAGCCGUUACUAGCGUUCUAUAAUGUGGCUCAGUCGAUCAAGAUUCAGGCAGACGCAUCACAGUCCGGUCUGGGAGCAUGCCUCAUCCAGAAUGACAAGUCUAUAGCCUAUGCGUCGAGAACUCUAACAUCAGCUGAACGUGCUUAUGCUCAGAUAGAAAAGGAAAUGCUUGCUAUUACAUUUGCUUGUAGGAAAUUUCAUCCCUACAUUUACGGGAAGUUGACUCGGGUAGAAUCGGACCACAAGCCCCUGGAGUCAAUAAUGAAAAAACCUCUUGGGUCUGUUCCUCCUCGCCUUCGGCGCAUGAUGCUGAAGCUGCAGCGAUAUGAGUUGGACGUGCGCUAUACAUCGGGGAAAGGCAAUACCAGUAGCAGAUGCACUGUCUCGAGCACAACUCCCGACAACUGCAGACGCGGAUGACAGGAUGAAUUCAGACGUAGAAGUCAUGGUUCACGCAAUCACUAACUCACUUCCAAUGAGUGAGACUCGAAGAGAUGAACUACAAAGAGCAACAGCUCAAGAUGAUGAAUCGAAAGCUCUCAGAAACGUUAUCUUUUCAGGAUGGCCAGAUAAUAUCAAGGCAGUCCCAUCUCUAGUCGGGCAGUUUUGGACCAUCAGAGAAGAGUUGCACGAGGCCGACCGGAUGUUAUUCAAAGGCACAAAAGUUAUAAUCCCAACCAUCUUUCGAUCAGAAAUGCUCCGGAGAAUUCACGAAAGUCAUCACGGGGCAGAGAAAUCUAAAGAACGGGCACGAGCAGUAGUGUACUGGCCGAACAUGGACAAGGAGAAUAAGGAUUACGUCAGCAAAUGCACCACCUGUCUGCGAUUUAGGCGGUCGAAUACCAAAACCACUCAAGCAACAGGACCUGCCAGAGAGACCGUGGCAAAUGAUAGCUGCGGACAUUAUGACAUUCAAACGGCGAGAUUAUCUCAUGGUAGUGGACUACUACUACAAGUACGUGAAGGUACCACUCUUACCUGAUAAAACAGCAAAAUCAGUCAUCACGGCGCUAAGAUCUAUAUUUGCUCGACACCGUAUACCGGACAGACUCAUUUGUGACAACAUGACAUUAUCCAGCCGUCGGGUACAUUUGUUUUCCAAAGAGUGGGGUUUCAAGAUAACCACCUCCAGCCCGGAGUAUCCCCAGUCCAAUGGUUUAGCGGAAAGGAAUGUGCAGACCAUAAAGCAGCUCAUGCGCAAAUGUCACUACGAAGGGUCGGACCCAUAUUUAGCACCAUAUGUAGCUUAAUUACCGGAGUACACCGAUACCUGAGUUAAGAGCGUCUCCAGCCCAACUUCUUAUGGGUCGCAACCUGAAAACAAGACUACCUACUGUGUCGGCACCGUUGCGACCAGACGUUAUCACCAACAUUUCCGAGAAUCUAAGGGCACGACAACGUCGUCAAAAAUAUCACUACUAUAGACAAGCGCAGCCGAUGCGUGAGCUGGAAGCAGGAGAGGUAGUUCGUAUACAACGCGACAAGCAGUGGGAACCCGCUGUGGUAACUCGGAAGCACACUGCACCCAGAUCAUACAUUGUCACUCAAAACGGGCGCAGCCUCAGAAGAAAUCGCCGACAUAUUCAUCCGACACUGGGAGCACCACCCAAUCAAAAUCAGGAACCAGCUUUGGACGAUUAUUUACCGAGAGUGAACAGAAGCAGCCAAACUGACAAACCGAGACCUAGCACAAUCGACGACAAGGGAGAACGACCAACCCUGGAAACCUACGGGACCUCCAGCGGGCGAGAAGUUAGAAGGCCAAAGAAACCGGAUGACUAUGUUUAAGACAAUGUUGCUAAAAAAACUUGAAGGAGGGAGAUGUUACAGACACAGGCGUGUCUAGUUAAUUAGAUAAUACAAUUAGGCUUAUAUAUGUGACUAGAACAGUUGUCGAUUAGUAUCCUUCAGUAGCAGAGUCUAGUGAGCGUAAGCUGAACGUAUAAUAUAGUACUGGUAACAU
Corticium candelabrum is the source of this 2527-nucleotide messenger RNA. RefSeq lists its product as uncharacterized. The record is from RefSeq and is a predicted model, not a curated record. The transcript has a single exon. Bases 890 to 1546 code for a protein of 218 amino acids. Lineage: Eukaryota; Metazoa; Porifera; Homoscleromorpha; Homosclerophorida; Plakinidae.